CUCGGCUGUCCCGGCGGCGCCAACCGAAGCGCCCCGCCCGCCGCCGAGAUGCUGCGCCGCGCCGUGCUGUGCCUCGCCCUGGCCGUGACGGCCCGGGUGGGCGCCGAGGCGCCCGAGGAGGAGGACAACGUCCUGGUGCUGAAGAGCAGCAACUUCGCCGAGGCGCUGGCGGCCCACCGGCACCUGCUGGUGGAGUUCUACGCCCCGUGGUGCGGCCACUGCAAGGCGCUGGCUCCUGAAUACGCCAAGGCGGCCGGGAAGCUGAAGGCAGAGGGCUCCGACAUCCGGCUGGCCAAGGUGGACGCCACCGAGGAGUCGGAGCUGGCCCAGCAGUACGGCGUCCGCGGCUACCCCACGAUCAAGUUCUUCAAGAACGGGGACACCACGUCCCCCAAGGAGUACACAGCUGGCAGGGAGGCCGACGACAUCGUGAACUGGCUGAAGAAGCGCACGGGCCCGGCUGCCACCACCCUGGCCGACGGCGCGGCCGCGGAGUCGCUGGUGGAGUCCAGCGAGGUGGCCGUCAUCGGCUUCUUCAAGGACGUGGAGUCGGACGCGGCCAGGCAGUUCCUGCUGGCCGCGGAGGCCAUCGACGACAUCCCGUUCGGGCUCACGUCGAGCAGCGAUGUGUUCUCCAGGUACCAGGUGGGCCAGGACGGCGUCGUGCUCUUCAAGAAGUUUGACGAGGGACGGAACAACUUCGAGGGGGAGGUCACCAAGGAGAAGCUGCUGGACUUCAUCAAGCACAACCAGCUGCCCCUGGUCAUCGAGUUCACCGAGCAGACGGCCCCGAAAAUCUUCGGAGGUGAGAUCAAGACGCACAUCCUGCUGUUCCUGCCCAAGAGCGCGGCCGACCACGACGGCCUGCUGAGCGGCUUCAAGCAGGCGGCCGAGGGCUUCAAGGGCAAGAUCCUGUUCAUCUUCAUCGACAGCGACCACGCCGACAACCAGCGCAUCCUCGAGUUCUUCGGGCUGAAGAAGGAGGAGUGCCCGGCCGUGCGGCUCAUCACGCUGGAGGAGGAGAUGACCAAGUACAAGCCCGAGUCGGACGAGCUCACGGCCGAGGGCAUCGCCGAGUUCUGCCGCCGCUUCCUGGAGGGCAAGAUCAAGCCCCACCUGAUGAGCCAGGAGCUCCCCGAGGACUGGGACCGGCAGCCGGUCAAGGUGCUGGUGGGGAAGAACUUCGAGGAGGUGGCCUUCGACGAGAAGAAGAACGUCUUCGUGGAGUUCUACGCCCCCUGGUGCGGCCACUGCAAGCAGCUGGCUCCCGUCUGGGACAAGCUGGGCGAGACGUACAAGGACCACCAGGACAUUGUCAUCGCCAAGAUGGACUCCACGGCCAACGAGGUGGAGGCGGUGAAAGUGCACAGCUUCCCCACGCUCAAGUUCUUCCCGGCCGGCCCCGGCAGGACGGUCAUAGACUACAACGGAGAGCGCACGCUGGACGGCUUUAAGAAGUUCUUGGAAAGUGGCGGUCAAGACGGAGCAGGAGACGACGACGGUCUGGAGGACCUAGAAGAAGCCGAGGAGCCGGACCUGGAAGAAGACGACGACCAGAAAGCCGUGAGAGACGAGCUGUGAGGCCGCGAGCCGCCGGGCAGGCCUGACCACGACGCCCCGGAGCCUGCACGGGCAGCACCGCCACCGGGGCGCCCUCCGGGCAGCCGCGCACCUGACGCCUGCGCGUCAGAGCCACCGCCUGCUGUGCUUUUCAGUUUCUGGAAAGGAAUUUGUCUCCAGGCCGGCCCGUCUCGGCAGGCAGCUUUUUAACCGUGAUGUACUUUUUUGUACACGUGUGUCCUCCGGAGGCUGCUCCGACGUCCGGGAUCUCACACUGGAGAGGUCACGGGGUCACGGCGAGUACUCCACCGUGGGAUCUGGAGACGUUUUUGGACGUCGGGGCAUUGUCCCACCGCAGCUGGGCCUCCCUGGAGGCGCCUGGCCCCGUGCGGGCAGGGGUGGAGCCAGGCUGGACACAGUCCCUGCCACCUGCGCCGGGGAGCCAGGACCAGAACGGCCUGGUUAGACGGAGGCUGUCGGAGGAGGAGGGGACCGUGGCUGCCAGCUGCAGGGCCCAGGACAGGCCUGGGCGGCCCCCUCCCUCCUCCAGCCAGGGCUCCUCCUGUCGCCGGCGCAUUGCUCUGUGGCCGCUGGACGCUCCCAGUGUGGCCUAUGCAAGGCGGAAGCAGGACCCCAAUUCCCCCGAUUCCCAGGCUGGGACCCAGCCAGGGAUGCCAGCGCCCAGCCGGAAGCCAACGGUUCUCCGGGCACCUGCACCACAAUCUUGGAAUCUGACACAUUGGCCAAAUAAAGUUGAAAUUUUACUACUCGG
Messenger RNA from Lepus europaeus (European hare), 2332 nucleotides. It is a transcript of the gene P4HB, whose product is annotated as prolyl 4-hydroxylase subunit beta. Gene Ontology annotation, cellular component: endoplasmic reticulum; external side of plasma membrane. The coding region runs from base 49 to 1581 and encodes 510 amino acids. Gene Ontology annotation, molecular function: protein disulfide isomerase activity. Gene Ontology annotation, biological process: response to endoplasmic reticulum stress; protein folding. The record is from RefSeq and is a predicted model, not a curated record. NCBI's taxonomy places the organism in Eukaryota, Metazoa, Chordata, Mammalia, Lagomorpha, Leporidae. The transcript is spliced from 11 exons.